GAGAGAGAGAGAGAGGGAGGGAGGAAGGUAUAGAAGAAGUCUGCCCAGUAACAAUCGCACAGCGGCGGUGGUGCGCUGAGGAACCAUUGGCUCCUGCGCGCAGACACACAGGGAGGAGGAAACAACUUAGACUGGAGGAGAAAAAAAAAAGAAAAAACUUUAAAGAGACAUUUCCCCCAGUUUUUCUCACAAGCACAGCUAUACAACCAGCGAGCCUCGGAUGGAAAUUAACAGCUCUAAAGCUCUGAGGAUUUUACAGUCCCGCAGUCUUCCCCUCAUGCACUUCAGUCUUGUUUCAUUCAGGGCUCGGGCUCUUUGAAGUUGACUAAGAAUAGCAGAGGGAUUAGCAUAUUUACCCAUGCAGAUUCUCUUUGUGGCUGCCAUGUGAGGCUAAAUCAUUUGGCAGUCAUUUUUUUAAUUAUCUGCUCAUUUACUUUACACUCUGAGUUUCCACCUGCUUUGGUCAAACUUUUUUUUAUAUAUAUAUUUUUAUCCCUAAAUGGAUUGAAAAGGUGAUUUAUAGCAGGAAUAUUGUUUUUUUUUGUGCUAAAAUAACCAAACCAACGAUCUGUGUGUUGUCUUUACGAGAAGGUUGUGCAGAAGAAGAAGAAAAAAGUUCAACGCUGCCUCAAAUUUCCUAGAAAGCUAUCUCACCAACCACAAGCAGUUAGAGGCAGCUAUUAAAAAAAAUGGUCGACAAAGCGUGUGUGCGUGUGUGUGUGUCUGUGUGUGUAUGUGUGUGUGUGUGUGUGACCUCUGUAAGUUAACAUGCAGCCUUUAUGGCCACAUCCAGUAUCUACAUGCGACAUCCUCAGCGCAGGUUCAUUGAGUCCAUUGAAACAAAACUAAAAAGAAACUCUCAGACAACUUGUUUAAAUCAGAAAUCAAUACUAAUUAAUCACUUUCUUUGUAUUGAUCUUCCUUUAAACUCAUAUUCAGUUCACAUUCACAAGGGACACUUGUUGCUCUACUGGGAGUAAACUGGGCUCAUUGUGGCUUGUAACAGCUGUAAAUGUGCGUAAUUAUGAACCAGACAGUCAUUUAUUUAUACUGUGUUAUUGCAUAAAUGACAAUAUCAUAUGAUCAUCCUCUUAUCACAAUCAAGAUUCUGAAAUAAGUGCACAAAAAACACACAUAAAUCAUCUCUUCAACCUGCCAGCAUCAUACUUUCACUAAACCCUUAUCAGCUGGAUAUAUUUGAUUCAUCCAAACAAACGAUAACAUUUGUUUAUUUGAUCUCAUAAGUCCUUAAAUGUGCGUAAAGUCCUGUUAACCUCGGUGUAAGUUUGAUUUUGUCUUGUGCUUGUGUCUUUGUGUUGUUGCGUCUGCGUUUGGCGAGAGUUUUACAAAGAAACGAGUUUAAUAGAAAAAGUUGCCUCGCAUGCCUGAGUGGAAGGAAGAGGAGUGCGAGCAGCGUGUUGCGUCUGGUCUAUACAGAGGUAAUGAAGUGAAUUGCGUCAGUGGCGCACGCUGGGCAGGCUUGAAAUGCAUGCGCCUGCCGGAGCCAGGCGGAUGAAAGUAGAGGCGCACUGUGGGGAGAGAGGAAAAAGUUCUCAACAAGGAGAGGCAGGACUACUCUGACGGAGCCCCUGCAGUCUCACUUUCUUAUGCCUCCAAUACACUUUCCCUGCCAUCCCUUUCUUUGCGUUUUUAACUCCGCCGCACUGCUUUCCGCCGCCGCCGAGAGAGAAAUCCGACUUUUUUCUACUUAAGUGAAAGCACCAGCGGCACCAUGGAGCUGCUCUGCCUCGAAAUGGACACCGUCAUACGAGCUCGUCCCGAUCCCAACCUCCUGUGCGAUGACAGGGUCCUGCAGAGCUUGCUGACCAUCGAGGAGAGGUUUCUACCCCAAUAUUCCUAUUUCAAAGGCGUCCAGAAAGACAUCCAGCCGUUCAUGAGGAGGAUGUUGGCUACUUGGAUGUUGGAGGUCUGUGAGGAGCAGAAGUGCGAGGAAGAAGUUUUCCCCUUGGCCAUGAACUACUUGGACAGAUUUUUAGCCGUGGUACCCACCAAAAAGUGCAACCUGCAGCUGCUGGGCGCAGUCUGCAUGUUCCUCGCAUCCAAAUUGAAAGAGACUCGUCCACUAACUGCAGAGAAGCUUUGCAUCUACACAGAUAACUCCAUCAGACCUCAAGAGCUGCUGGAAUGGGAACUGGUGGUGUUGGGGAAGUUGAAGUGGAACUUGGCAGCGGUGACGCCGAACGACUUCAUUGAGCACAUUGUGAGGAGGCUGCCGCUGCCUGAGGAUAAGCUGGCACUUAUACGCAAACAUGUCCAGACCUUCAUCGCCCUCUGCGCCACAGAUUUCAGAUUCGCCAUGUACCCCCCCUCCAUGAUUGCUACAGGAAGUGUGGGGGCAGCGAUCUGUGGCCUGCAGCUGGAUUCCACUGACCAGUCACAGUGGGGCGACAGCCUGACAGACCUGCUGGCUAAAAUCACAAACACAGAAGUGGACGUCCUCAAAGAGUGUCAGGAGCAGAUUGAGCGCGUGCUGGUGAGCAGCCUGCGUGAGGGCCGGCAGCAGCAGCAGCAGCAGCAGCAGACGCAGAGGGGCCCCAGCGACAAGGGCCUGGACGAGCUGGACCAGUCCUCCACCCCCACAGACGUCCGGGAUGUCAACUUGUGAACCACCAGAGGGCGUCGUCGCGCAGGAUUUCACAGAAACAAGAAAAAAAAAGAAGCAUCAUGAAAAAAAUUCUUAAAAGAUGAAAAAAAAGAACAAAAGAACAAAAAAUGUUUAAAAACACAAGCCCCUUUAAAAGAAAGAGAACAAUGCUUGCUAGUUUUUUUUUUUUUUUUGUAGAUUUUUUUCUGUUCUUCAAGUCAAAAAAGAAAAAAACAAAACGCCUGCCCACAAAAAAAAAAAUUGAUUUUCUAUGAUGUUUAAAGCAACAAAUUAGAUUCAAGAUGAAGCUCUGUGGUGCCUUGGAUAUACAGAAGGGAAGCCAAU
This is a messenger RNA of Pleuronectes platessa (European plaice), 2950 nucleotides long. It is a transcript of the gene ccnd2a, whose product is annotated as cyclin D2, a. The record is from RefSeq and is a predicted model, not a curated record. Gene Ontology annotation, molecular function: cyclin-dependent protein serine/threonine kinase regulator activity. Bases 1733 to 2626 code for a protein of 297 amino acids. The transcript has 5 exons. Gene Ontology annotation, biological process: mitotic cell cycle phase transition; positive regulation of G1/S transition of mitotic cell cycle; regulation of cyclin-dependent protein serine/threonine kinase activity. Lineage: Eukaryota; Metazoa; Chordata; Actinopteri; Pleuronectiformes; Pleuronectidae. Gene Ontology annotation, cellular component: cytoplasm; cyclin-dependent protein kinase holoenzyme complex; nucleus.